Messenger RNA from Chrysochloris asiatica (Cape golden mole), 657 nucleotides. RefSeq names its product tetraspanin-8-like. The transcript has 8 exons. Gene Ontology annotation, cellular component: membrane. The record is from RefSeq and is a predicted model, not a curated record. Bases 1 to 657 code for a protein of 218 amino acids. NCBI's taxonomy places the organism in Eukaryota, Metazoa, Chordata, Mammalia, Afrosoricida, Chrysochloridae.
AUGAAACUAUGUGGUACCGCAAUCCUUGCAGUAGCAAUCUGGGUGCGAGUAAACCAAGAUGAUCAUGAGCUUAUCAGUCAUGGAAAUAUUAACUCCCAGAUUCCUACAAAUCUCUUGAUUGCUGUGGGUUCCAUUAUCAUGAUGCUGGGUUUCCUGGGAUGCUGUGGUGCCAUCAGAGAAAGCCGUUGCUUGCUCAUCCUGUUUUUCAUAGGAUUGCUUCUCAUCCUGAUUCUUCAAGUGGCUGCAGGUGUCGUAGCAGCUGUUUUAAAACCUAAGUUGGAACGUGCUCUGAAUGAAACACUCCAUGAUGAAGUAAAGCUUUUGAAAGAAACAAACGACUCUGCAGUGAAAUUUCAAAACACCAUAGCUAAACUGGAAGAAGAGUUGAAAUGCUGUGGUUUGAUCGAUGGAGCUGCUGAUUGGGGAGAUAAUUUCAAGAAAUAUUCCGACUCCUGUACAUGUUCUGAUAUACCAAAUUCGUCUUGUAUAACUUAUGAAGGAGUAUAUGUUUACAAGCAGACAUGUAUUUCUUCUAUACAACAUAUUUUUCAAAAAUCUAUUAUUGUGAUUAUUGGAAUAGCAUUUGGACUGGCAGUUAUUGAGGUACUUGGUAUGGUAUUUUCUAUGGUGUUGGUCUGCCAGAUAGCAGAAAAAUGA